Messenger RNA from Arabidopsis arenosa, 3265 nucleotides. The record is from the annotation of a GenBank genome assembly. Lineage: Eukaryota; Viridiplantae; Streptophyta; Magnoliopsida; Brassicales; Brassicaceae.
CCGUGACUCGACGGCCACGAAGAAGAGGGAUAAAAUUGAGAACGAUUAAACAGGCGAUUGAUUUCUCCACCGCUCAAAAUGGCGACGGCGACGGCGACGGCGACGGCGACGGCGACAUCGGAACGAGUCGAGUUAGCCAAGCACUGCAGUUCACGGAACUGGUCUAAAGCGAUCCGAGUUCUCGAUUCGCUCCUUGCUAAGCAGUCUUCAAUUUUGGAUAUAUGCAAUAGAGCGUUUUGUUAUAAUCAAUUGGAGCUUCACAAGCAUGUGAUUAAGGACUGUGACAAGGCACUUCUGCUUGAACCUUGUGCCAUUCAAGCUUUUAUUCUCAAAGGACGCGCUCUUUUGGCUUUGGGGAGAAAACAGGAAGCUGUUCUUGUUUUGGAGCAAGGGUAUAAAAAUGCUUUGCAGCAGACAGCAGAUGUGAAGCAGUUACUUGAAUUAGAAGAACUCCUCAAAGAUGCAAGACGAGAAAUUGACGCUACCGAGUCUCGGCAAGAGACCCCUGCCUCUCCUAGUGAGAAGUCUGAUGAAAAAACUGACAAGCUGGACAACUAUGAAUCAGGAGCAUGUACCAAUGGGAACUCCCAUGACCACGAGCCAUCUAGGGAAUUGGCGUACAAGGAAAAAGAGAAUGGAAAGUGUGGCAGCCAAAUCAAUGGUUCUUAUGAAUCAUGUAAACCAUGUAAUGGUUCUGAUUUGCAUGAUAAUUUAGCUGAAAGUUCCGAUCGGUUAGGGGACCUGUCGAUUAAUGGAAACAAGUUAAUUAUUAAGUCUAGCAAAAUGAGCCAUAAAGCUGAGGCACGUUGCGGAGUUAGCGAUGAAACCAGGAAAAAUAAGAAGUACACCAUUGCAAGAAUAUCAGGAACCCAUUCUAUAAGUGUGGAUUUUCGACUUUCUAGAGGCAUUGCACAGGUGAAUGAAGGAAACUAUACGAAAGCUAUUUCUAUUUUUGAUAAGGUGCUGAAAGAAGAACCUACUUACCCUGAGGCACUUAUAGGAAGAGGAACAGCUUAUGCAUUCCAACGAGAGCUUGAAAGUGCUAUCGCUGAUUUUACUAAGGCUAUCCAAUCUAACCCAGCAGCAACUGAGGCCUGGAAGCGGAGAGGACAGGCUCGUGCUGCUCUUGGGGAAUAUGUUGAGGCGGUUGAAGAUUUGACUAAAGCACUUGAUUUUGAGCCAAACUCACCUGAUGUAUUGCACGAAAGGGGUAUUGUUAAUUUCAAAUCUAAGGACUUCACUGCUGCUGUAAAGGACCUAUCUAUAUGUCUGAAGCAAGAGAAAGAUAACAAGUCUGCAUAUACUUAUUUGGGACUAGCAUUUGCUUCUCUUGGUGAAUAUAAAAAAGCUGAAGAGGCGCAUUUGAAGUCCAUCCAAUUGGAUAGUAAUUAUCUUGAAGCAUGGCUUCAUCUCGCCCAGUUCUAUCAAGAGUUGGCCGACCACUGCAAGGCUUUGGAAUGCAUUGAGCAGGUUCUACAGGUCGACAACAGGGUUUGGAAGGCCUAUCACUUGCGUGGACUAGUGUUCCAUGGAUUAGGCGAACACAGGAAGGCUAUCCAAGAAUUAUCUAUUGGCUUGAGCAUUGAGAACACAAUAGAGUGCUUGUACCUACGAGGUUCCUGCUAUCAUGCCGUAGGAGAGUAUAGAGAUGCGGUGAAAGACUAUGAUGCUACAGUUGACGUGGAACUUGAUGCAGUGGAGAAAUUUGUUCUUCAAUGCUUGGCGUUUUAUCAGAAGGAGCUUGCCUUGUAUACAGCUUCCAAAGUUAGUAGUGAGUUUUUCUGCUUUGAUAUUGAUGGUGACAUAGACCCUAUGUUCAAGGAGUACUGGUGCAAAAGAUUACACCCAAAAAAUGUAUGUGAAAAGGUUUACAGACAACCUCCCCUACGUGAAUCACUUAAGAAGGGUAAACUGAAAAAGCAAGAUCUUGCAAUAACCAAACAGAAGGCGAAUGUUCUUCGUUUUGCUGAUUUAAUAGGCAAGAGGAUCCAAUAUGAUUGUCCUGGAUUCUUACCAAACAAACGCCAGCACCGUAUGGCAGGAUUGGCUGUGAUAGAGAUUGCUCAAAAAGUUUCCAAAGCUUGGCGCAUAGAGUGGAGGAAUUCAACCAAAGGCACCACAAAAAAUGGAAAGAAAAACCGGAGGAGAGAGAGAACCAACAUACUUAGCCAGAAUAGAGGUGGUGCUGGGUGUAGUAGUAGCAGUUUCAGUGAAACUUCAACUGGAUAUGCCUCACUAGAAGAUAGAUCAUCUGGCCGCUCUAUGUUGUCUUGGCAAGACGUUUAUUCCCCUGCUGUCAGAUGGAGACAAAUUUCAGAGCCUUGUGACCCAGUUGUCUGGGUUAACAAACUAAGUGAAGAGUUUAAUUCUGGGUUUGGUUCUCAUACACCAAUGGUACUCGGACAAGCUAAAGUAGUACGCUAUUUCCCAAAUUAUGAAAGAACCCUGACUCUUGCAAAGAGCAUCAUCAAGGAUAAACUCUCUGUACGCAGCAAGAAAGAUAAAGUUAUUGAUCUUUCUAAAGACGAGAAGAUAGAAAAAAUAAUGCGUGCUGAAACGUGUGAUGAGCUACACAAAAUUGUUGGUGAGGAUUUCUGGGUGGCUACUUGGUGCGACAGUACCGGAUCUGAAGGGAAACGCCUCGAAGGAACUAGAAUCACCUGCAUUCAAAAACCGGGAAGGCUUGGGUACGAUUUUUCAAUUCGAACUCCAUGUACACCUGCAAGGUGGAGCGACUUUGAUGAAGAAAUGACCUCAGCUUGGGAGGCUUUAUGCAAUGCCUAUUGUGGAGAGAACUAUGGUUCUACCGAGCUGGACGCUUUAGAAACCGUUAAAGACGCUAUCCUACGCAUGACAUAUUACUGGUACAAUUUUAUGCCAUUAGCUCGAGGGACUGCUGUAACGGGAUUUGUAGUAUUACUUGGACUUCUGCUUGCUGCUAAUAUGGAGUUCACUGAGACUAUCCCGAAAGGGUUACAGAUCGAUUGGGAAGCUAUACUUAAUGUUGAGCCGGAUUCCUUUGUUGAUUCGGUUAGGUCUUGGUUAUACCCGUCCCUGAAAAUCAACACGUCGUGGAGAGAUCAUCCGGAUAUUUCCUCGGCUUUUUCGACAACAGGAGCGGUUGUUGCGGCGCUUAGUUCUUACAACGAUUGAGUUUCAAUUUCUCUCUGUCUCUCCCUCUCUCUCUGCCUCUCUCUCACAAUCUUUCAUAAGAGGUGAAGAAAACUAACCAAACCAUGAGCAGUAAGAAAACUUGUGUUUCCGU